Molecule: messenger RNA, 780 nt
Organism: Synchytrium microbalum
Lineage: Eukaryota; Fungi; Chytridiomycota; Chytridiomycetes; Synchytriales; Synchytriaceae
Exons: 4
Coding region: 1-780 (259 amino acids)
Biological process (GO): proteasome assembly
Cellular component (GO): cytosol; nucleus
Source: RefSeq, a predicted model, not a curated record
AUGGUGUCUCUACUUGAAUUCCAUCCACAGCUAGGCUUUGAUUCAAAGCUGCUUGCCAACACGACGCUGCUACUUCCAUCUUGCAAUUCAAUCGGAAACAUUGGCCAGCUGUCUCUGGAUCUGCUCAUUUCGUCACUCAAUGCUCAAUUGGUUGGACAUUUGGAGUCGCCCUUUGUUUUGCCUGUUGUUGGGAGCAAUGCAUUCAGUGACAAGGGUAUCCAUCCAUUGACUACCUCAUUUGAAGUCUUCCAAUCUCCCCAAACCCCAACAAUAACCCUCCUCCAAAUCCGCGGAACUAUAAUACCAAACCGAUCACAACUAUUCGCCUCAUCAAUCCACGCAUGGGCUGAAUCGAUUCAAGUCGCUCGUGUCAUUAUCGUGUCUGGUGCAGACGCGACUGCACGUAUAGAUUCACAGAUAUCGAGGCCUGUUAUUACGUUUUAUACUCCUUUGUCGAAUACCAGUACGAUCAAUAGUGUGUAUGGCAAAGAGAUGGAUGUGAUGCAGUGGACAAAGUUGGAGGAAUUGACAGAGACUAAUAGUGGUGGUGUUGGCCUAGUCAAGUUUCUGGUCAAAACGUUUGAGAAGCAGGAUGCGGGGGGUAUUCCAUUGUUGUGCUUGUUGUGGUAUACUGUUGAAGGAGACAAUAUACCAGACUCUCAAUAUGUAGUAUCAGGACUAAACCAACUCCUCAAAUUAAGCAUCAGUGACUACAAAAUGCCUCCUUCGUGGAAGGGGUUGUUUGGUAAUGCUCCACCAUCAUCAUCCAUCUUCUUGUAA